Peronospora matthiolae is the source of this 228-nucleotide messenger RNA. The record is from the annotation of a GenBank genome assembly. Lineage: Eukaryota; Oomycota; Peronosporomycetes; Peronosporales; Peronosporaceae.
AUGCUGUACCUGAGUCAAUCACAGCACGGGGCUGUGCGCGUGUCUUCACCGACACUAUCUUUCGACUUCACGGGUUACCCCGUGAACUCGUAUGAUAGGGACCCCCGCUUUACGGCAGAGUUCUGGCAAUCCGUGUUCCGUUCACUUGGAGAACGUUUGAAGAUGUCGACUUCUGACCAUCUGUUUAUGGAUGGCCAGACGGAACGCGUCAGCCGCGUCCGCGAAUAG